Molecule: messenger RNA, 953 nt
Organism: Pseudomassariella vexata
Lineage: Eukaryota; Fungi; Ascomycota; Sordariomycetes; Amphisphaeriales; Pseudomassariaceae
Product: cutinase-domain-containing protein
Exons: 1
Coding region: 41-760 (239 amino acids)
Biological process (GO): carbohydrate catabolic process
Cellular component (GO): extracellular region
Molecular function (GO): cutinase activity
Source: RefSeq, a predicted model, not a curated record
CGCCGUCCUUUUUGCCCGCGGUACUAGAGAACCGGGCAAUAUGGGAUUCCUUGCGGGUCCGCCUUUUACUACUGCUCUGCAGCAUUAUAGUAACGGUUCUCGCGUCGCCGUGCAGGGGAUCGACUACCCUGCGACGCCCAGCGGGUUCCGGGCGGGCGGUGACGAGAUGGGCGCUUUGGCUAUGGCGGUAAUGGCAAACACCACUCUGGAGCAGUGUCCGUCUACCAAAAUGGUGUUAUCGGGAUACUCGCAAGGCGCGCAGGUUGUGCGGAAAGCCCUGGCCAUGAUGAUGGGCAACAGCAGCAACGACAAUCCAGUUGGGAUAAACUCCAUCGUUCUUUUCGGCGACCCAAACAACGGCACCGCGAUCCCCAACAUUCCCGCAGAGAGAACGAGGACGUUCUGUCAUAUGGGGGACGAUAUAUGCGCCGGCGGCAGCCAGGUGUUGGCGCCGCAUUUCAAUUACAGCAGUGAUGCGCCGGCGGCCGCUAUGUUUGUCAUGCAGCGGACGGGGUUGGGGUUGGCGAGCGGGGAUGCGGAGAGAGAGGGAAUGGGGGAUAUACCUAUGAUGAUGCCUGAAGGGUCGAAGAGGACGGGGAAGGAGGAGUCUCCGGCGGAUGGGCUAGUGGCAAGUGAGCCCGGGGGGAAGCAAGUAGUUAUGGAUUUGGCUAGCAUGCAGGAUGAUGAUGAUGGUGAUGGCGAGGAUGGAAAGGGGGGAGGUAUGAGCGGGCUUAUGAGUGCUUUGAGGGGGUUGGGGUGAACUAUAUGAUUGCUAGAACUGACUGGAAUUCUCGUUCGAGGGAGCUGGUCUUCUUGUUUGGGCUGUGCCUCUGAUGGAGCACAAGGAGUGACUAGUCGUUGGAAAAUGGAUGAGAUAGUGGUUACAGGUUACGGGCACGGGGCCCACUUAGAUCGUUAUACAACGCAGCAUGUCUUGGCCGGAGAGACAUACU